Molecule: messenger RNA, 3909 nt
Organism: Phycomyces blakesleeanus NRRL 1555(-)
Lineage: Eukaryota; Fungi; Mucoromycota; Mucoromycetes; Mucorales; Phycomycetaceae
Exons: 12
Cellular component (GO): intracellular anatomical structure
Molecular function (GO): ATP binding; protein binding; RNA binding
Source: RefSeq, a predicted model, not a curated record
AAAACCGGAAGCUCGAAUUCCAAACGGAUCGUAAAGAAUGGCAAUGCUUCUUCGAAUGCAACACCUAAAUCUGAAGAUUCGCCAGAAAAGAAAUCUCUGUUUGGAGACUGGACCGGAAAGACCCCGGUCUCGCUUCUUCACGAACACUGUCAAAAGCAAGGCUGGGAGAAGGCCGUUUUUGAGAUGGUCAAGCGCAAACAAGGGUUUAUCGGUAUUGUGCAGCUCAGCAAACGCAACAAAAAGACGGCUCAGAUGGAAACCGUUUCGCUCAGUCCUCCGGAUCCUUAUUUACCAACCUCGAUCGAAGCUCGACAUCUUGCUGCAACCUAUGCACUUCAUCGCAUCAACUCACACAUGCCAAUGUACCGAGUGCUUCCUCCCCAGUACCGCGAUUACUGGCACACGUUUGAUCAACUAAAGACAGCUUCUAAUCAGUGGCAGUACUCGCCCGAUCCGUUUACAGCCCAACCGCCAUCGAGUCUUGCAAAGUCGAAAACGGGUAAUUCUAGUGAAGAAUUUCGAUCGAAUUCAACUUCGACUAAUAGCAAUAACAAUAACAAUAAGUAUCAGCAACCGAAACCAAAAGAAAUGGAUGAAAAGAUGCGAAAGUAUUGGGAGAGCUUACCUGCCGUGCACAUGAGUGCAGAGAACAGAACGUUGGUUGAAAACGUAGUCAAGAGAUCGAAUACAGUUUACGAGCCACUCAAGAAACCACUGCCUGAAAAUGUUCGUCAGGACAUCAGCCAUGGUCUGGUUCGGAUGGGAUUUCGAAAAGCUCAUGUGGAGGAAGCAUUGGAAUAUUGUGGAGACAUGGGUGCUGCGCUCGAUUGGCUAUGCCUUCAUGUACCUGAGGAUGAUCUUCCUGCCAAUUUUAUGCACGCCAACUACAACCCCACCAUGACUACCAUUUCGCAUACCACACAAUCACUGGGUAGAGACUGGCUUUUGAAAAGCAUGACAGCCAUUGGUUAUCCGGCCGCCCUGUGUGAGGACAUGAUGCGCCUGACCAACGACGACGACGCAAAGGCACUCGAGCUGCUCCAGUGGCGCCUUCAUCAUGGCGAUGAACCUUUGCCGACCAUCGACGAUCCCGACCUGUGCGACCCUGACGAUCUGGAGUCGCUUCGUCAAGAGGAAGCCAUGUCGCUUGAGGCAAUCUAUGCCUCGAGAUACCAAACCAAGACGACUGCCAAAGACGGACGUGUGUACCACCGUAUCGAACUCACGGUUCAGACCGGAAAGCAACGUGUUCCGCUCUUUUUGGACUGCAUUGUGCCCAAGGACUCGAUGUACCCCCAGUCCCUUCCGAUCUUUGUUAUCGAGUGCGACGCCUUGCCGGCCUACCUCAAGCUGGCCAUGAUCAAAGGUCUGGUCGAAGAGGGAGAAAAGAGCCUGGGAUUCCCAUUGGUGUACAUGUGUGCCGAGUGGCUUUCCGAGAAUGCUGACCGGAUAGUGUCUCACCCUCCCAAGCUUCGGGAGAUUACCGAACAGAUGACAGGUCCUGCAAAGGCUAGCUGGAACCAAAAGAAUAACGGCACAAGGCACAAUGGUGGCGGAAGGUCACGUAACGGCGGUGCUCAGCGUACACCCAACAAGGCACUGUCGGAGGAACUUAAGAAGGCACUGGAGGCUCUUCACCAGUCGCCAGAGUACAGUGUGUUUCAAAAGGUCCGGUCUCGUUUGCCAGCCCAUGACUUUAAGGCCAAGGUUGUCAAGACGGUCUUGGAUAACCAAGUGACGAUCGUGAGUGGAGAGACUGGUUGUGGUAAGACAACCCAGGUUCCACAGUUUAUUUUAGAUGAAGAAAUUGAAAACGGGCGUGGCUCGGUGUGCAGCAUAUUGUGCACCCAACCCAGAAAAAUUUCUGCCAUUGGUGUAGCAGAGCGUGUGGCUUCCGAGAGAUGUGAAAAGAUUGGAACCACUGUUGGUUAUGCCAUUCGUGGUGAGACAAAGGUGUCUUCAAAAACCCAAUUACAAUUCUGUACUACUGGUGUUUUGCUUCGACGUUUACAAGGAGAUCCUUCUCUGGCUGGAAUCAGUCAUGUUAUGAUUGAUGAAGUGCACGAACGCUCAGUUGAUAGUGAUUUCUUACUUAUUAUCUUACGUCAAGUUCUCAAGAAACGUAAAGAUCUCAAGGUGGUUCUCAUGAGUGCGACAAUUAAUCAAAAAUUAUUUUCUGGCAAAUACCUUGAGAAUAUCAUCAGUAUGACAUCCUUUGUCUCUAAACUUCCAAUGCCAAGACAGGACGCCAAAGAGGACCGAUCGGGAGAAUGGGCCAAUUGGCAGCUGGCUCUUCUGGACGAAGGUUACGAUGCCCAGACGGUCCGUACACUGGCAAAGUACAGAAACCAAGACAAAAUCGAUUAUGAGCUGGUGGCCAACACAGUCCGGUAUAUUGUUGAAAAUGAGACGAUCAAGAUCGACAAUGGUGCAGAACCAGCAGUGCUGAUCUUCAUGCCUGGUGCUAUGGAAAUCAAACGCUGUGUUGAGGCUCUUCAACAAACCUUGCCUCGCUCUAGCUCAUCGUCCUAUGAAAUUUUGCCACUUCAUGCAAACCUUUCGCCUCAGGAACAGACCCGGGUAUUCAAGCAGGUUCCUGCGGACGUGUGCAAGAUUGUGGUGGCGACCAAUGUGGCCGAGACGUCUAUUACGAUUGAGGGAGUUGUGUACGUGAUUGAUUCCGGGCGGGUCAAGGAGACCCAGUUUGACGCGGCGAACAACAUGAUGCAUCUGGUCGAAACCUGGGCGUCGCGGGCGUCGUGUAAGCAGCGCCGAGGACGUGCGGGCCGUACCCGGCCAGGUAAAUGCUUCAAGCUGUUCACGCGCGACUGCGAAGACAAGAAGAUGCGGCCGCAGCAGGUGCCCGAGCUGUUGCGCACACCCUUGGAGCAGCUCUGUCUCCAGGUCAAGUCGAUGGGCGAGAACGAUGUCAGGGCGUUCCUUAGAGAAGCAAUCGAUCCUCCUUCGGUUGCCGCGCUCGACAGUGCCAUCAAGACCCUGAGGGCAGUAGAUGCCAUUGACAGCUCUGAUAACGGAGACUUGACGGCAUUAGGAAAACACAUGGCCAUGAUCCCAGCCGAUUUACGUAUCAGUAAGAUGCUAUUGUUUGGCUCCAUAUUCCGAUGCCUUGAUCCUGUCCUGACAUUGGCUGCAACCAUGUCUCUCAAGAGUCCUUUUAUAUCCCCCGGAGAUAGACGAGAAGAAGCCAGACAGGCUCGUGAACGGUUCUUGUGUGCAAAGAGUGACUGGUUGACGGACAUGCGUGCAUUUGAUGCGUGGCAGGACACUAUCCAGAACAAGGGUAUGCGAGAGGCACGGGUGUUUUGUGAAGAGAAUUUUGUGUCUUUUCCUACGAUGAAUGAGAUCCAGAACCUGCGCCGCCAGUACGCAGAUGCACUCCAGGAUAUUGGAUUCUAUGACCGAUCUCAGAAAGAACAUUAUAAUGCCAAUGCUGAGAAUACCAACCUUAUCAAGAGUAUUCUUUUUGGUGGUUUGAACCCAAACUUGGCCAAGAUUAGACUGCCGGACACCAAGUAUGACAAGGUCCUGGCUGGUGCUGUAGAACGAGAAAAAGAAGCUAGAGAAAUCAAGUUUUACACAAAGGACGAUGGUCGUGUGUUUCUUCACCCGUCUUCGAUUCUGUUCAGUAACAAUAAUUACACGGCUUCGUUCUUGACCUACUUUUCGCGUAUGACUACCUCAAAGACGUUUAUUCGCGACGGCACAGAGAUUCCGUCGUUUGCGGUCCUGUUCUUUGGUGGUCAUGUCGAUGUGGAUCAUAUGGGUAGAGGACUUAAGGUGGGAGAUGACGGGUGGGUCAAGUUUAGAGCGUGGGCUCGUAUUGGUGUACUUGUCAAUCAGCUCAAGCGGCUAUUGAAUGUCGAGUUGGAUGAGAAGAUUCAGAAUCCA